AUAGCGUUACGUUUUCGUCUCUACUAAAAUGAUUCGUGUCAUUGUACGCUUUACUAACGGUCAGCGAAUCUACAAUCCAGGCCAGACGGUGACUGGACAAGUUAGUCUAGUACUGGCCAGAUCAAUUCGGGCACGUAGCGUCUCCUUGACAUUCAGCGGAUUGGCGUUUGCAAUGGUCGAUUUCAACAGCAAGAAAGAACUCUGUCUCAACCACAAUACGACGCUGUGGACUGCUCCACCAGGUCAAGUCACUCUGCCAGUCGGUAGCCAUCACUACAACUUCUCGUUCCAGUUGCCUGACCGUUUGCCAGCAUCGUUCGAGUUUGGCAGUCCAUCUCGUUCUUUCAUCCGCUACUGCUUGGUUGUCAAAGUGCAUCGACCGAGGCGUUUCGCUUUCAAGCAUCAAGCAGCGUUCGUCAUCUUGGAACGCAUUAAUAUUAACGAUGCUGCUCUCCUCUGCUCGAUGAGAAGCGAGAAUGAAAAACAGCGAGGCUGCUAUUGCUGCACGUCUGGCCCACUCGCUCUCUCUGCUACUGUUGAUCGGAUGGGUUACUGUCCUGGUGAGACGAUCAUUGUGUCUGCAGUAGCUGAGAAUCACAGUGAUAGACAGUUGAGUGGUAUGCGAAUUCGUCUUAUCUGCCUUAUUUCUCUUCUUCCGAAUAGCAGAUGCGUUAAACGGUAUGAGAUCACAUUGAGGCAAAUAAUAACAGGAAGAGUUAUUCCUCCAGGAGAACGACAUCCGUGGCCCAAUGUAACAAUGGAUGUGCCUCCUUUACCCGAGACUGUGAACACUUGCAGCGUGUUGGCUCGUGAUUACUAUGUGGAAGUAGCAAUUCUCGUUCCUAAAGGACGUAACCUCCGUACAUAUUUUCCAAUAAUUAUUGGUUCUGUGCCAUUGCACCCUUCAUCACGAAUCACUGGAUAUGUUGCCAUUGAUAGCCGAGGUGGCCAACGACCUCGACAGCCUGUUCCUCAGUCUGCGUAUAUGUCAACACAAGUCACAGCGCCUAGACAGAUCACGCCGCCGAUUCAUCCUACUCUUGAAGUCAGACAUAAUGAGUCCCCCACACCAAGACAUCCUCGUCCCCCUCUACCCAGACCCUAUAUUCCUCCUCCUGACCCGCCACGUGAUGACGACAACAGAGAAAAUGUACCUCUUCUAACUCUAACUACGGAGGUACACCACUCCUACGGUACCACACUGAGAGAUAUAGUACAGAGGGAGAGAAAUACGAAACACGUCUAAGACAAUUACACACACACACCAUAGUGGACUGCUAGUUGGCUUAGCAUUUGGCGCUGAUAUCUAAAGAUUUGAAAGCUUACAAGUGACUGUGUUUGCAAUGUUUGCUGCAUCUUUUAUAUUAAUAAUGUGUAUGUUUCUUGACAGUGUC
This is a messenger RNA of Corticium candelabrum, 1394 nucleotides long. Its product is annotated as arrestin domain-containing protein 2-like. Gene Ontology annotation, biological process: protein transport. The record is from RefSeq and is a predicted model, not a curated record. The transcript has 2 exons. Bases 29 to 1246 code for a protein of 405 amino acids. Gene Ontology annotation, cellular component: cytoplasm. NCBI's taxonomy places the organism in Eukaryota, Metazoa, Porifera, Homoscleromorpha, Homosclerophorida, Plakinidae.